AUGCGUCCCUCGCUUUCCGUUCUUUCAGCCGUGACCCUCUUGGUCCAGGGCCUUCACGCCUACUCCACUAACUACACCAGUCAGAAUCUUGCUUCUGGUACCAUCCAGCUUGGAGAUUGGCAGGAUGCCUAUGACCGCGCGAAAGCGUUCGUUGAUGGGCUCACCACUUCUGAAAAAAUUUCUUUGAUCACUGGCUCCGAUGUCUCCAACUUUACCGCUCUUUACUUCAGAGAUUCCGGUAACUCCAUUCUUCAAUACUACUAUGUUACGUCUUGGCCUCUUUCCUCGGCCCUUGCUAUGACCUGGGACAAGGACCAGAUGUACCAGAUGUACAAGGCUCUGGGCGAUGAAUUUUACGCAAAGGGAAUCAACGUUGCCAACGGGCCUGUUAGCGAACCUCUGGGCCGCUCGCCUUGGGGUGGACGCAACGGCGAGUCUUUUGGUCCCGACUCUUACCUCAACGGUAUCGCCUUUGGUCUUUCCGUGAAAGGCUACGGUGCCGCUGGCGUCAUUUCAGGCGCCAAGCAUUUCCUUUUGAACGAGCAGGAGAACAACCGUACCCAGGAUUCUACUGGUGGCGGUGGCGGCGGUAGCCCUCCCAGCGACGGCGGCAACUUCACCAUGCCUAGCGGUGGUGACAACUCCACUUCAUCCCCUGGCGGUAUGGGCGGUGGCGGUGAUUCUUCGAGCACCGAGACCACCGCAUACUCCUCUCAGGUUGAUGAUAAGACUCUGCACGAGACAUAUAUGUGGCCUUUCUAUGAUGGUGUCAAGGCCGGUCUGGGUGCUGUCAUGUGUUCUCUCAACCGAGUGAACGAGACCUACGCCUGCGAGAACCAGGACCUUAUUGGAGGCAUGCUCAAGACCGAGAUCGGUUUCCCUGGCUUCGUCUUUGGUGACGUGGGUGGUCAGAAGACUGCCUUUGGGUCUGCCAAUGCUGGCAUGGACUACGGCAGUGCAUCGACUUGGAGCAACUCCACCAUCACUACCGGUCUGAACAACGGUUCUCUGACUGAUGCGCGCCUCACCGACAUGGCCGUCCGCAACGUUUUGCCUUCCUACAAGCUCAACCAGCAGGAUGGCACUUACCCUACGACUGCUGGCCUUGAGGACUAUGUCGAUCCGCGUGCUAACCACAGCAAGAUCGCCCGGAACAUCGCUGCUUCCUCACUGGUGCUCCUCAAGAACACCAACAACGCCCUGCCCCUGAACAAGCCUAAGUCCAUGUCCAUCUUCGGUGUCCACGCUGGCGCUCCCAUUGCCGGCCCCAACGACCCCAUCUCUGUCACCGGCUCGGAUGACGUCUACCAAGGCCAUGCUGCCAGCCUGGGUGGUAGCGGCACUAACUCAUUCCCCUACUUGAUCACUCCUCAUUAUGCCCUGACCACUAAGGUCAUCGAGGAUGGCACCAUGUUCAGAUGGAUCAUGAACGACACUGGUUACUCUUCUUCCGGCUCUGGUCUCUCUGGAUAUUCCUCCGGUACCGGUGCGGCACACACCUAUGCAGGUUAUGCCGCUGACACCGAAGUCUGCAUCGUCUUCCUGAACGCCUACUCGGGCGAGGGUGCGGACCGCAGCGAGCUCUACAACACCGACCAAGACGCCAUGGUCACGGACGUCGCCUCCAACUGCAACAACACCAUCGUAGUCAUCAACGCCAUCGCCACCCGCCUCGUCGACAACUGGAUCGAGAACGAGAACGUGACGGCGCUCGUGUACGGCGGCAUGUUGGGCCAGGAGUCCGGCCAGGCCAUCGUCAACGUGCUCUACGGCGACGUCAACCCCUCGGGCAAGCUGACCUACACCAUCGCCAAGAACGAGUCCGACUACAACACCGGCCUCUGCACCGACCUGAUCUGCGACUUCUCCGAGGGCAACUACAUCGACUACAAGUACUUCGACGCGUACAACGUCACCCCGCGCUACGAGUUCGGCUUCGGCCUCUCCUACACCUCCUUCGAGUACGGCGCCGACCUCACCGUCUCCAAGACGAACGAGACCGCCCUCGCGACCAAGUUCGCCCAGGGCCCCCGCGCCGUCGGCGGCCGCGAGGAUCUGUGGGACGUCGUCGCCACGGCCGAGACCGAGGUCACCAACUCUGGAGACCGCGACGGCGCCGAGGUCGUCCAGCUGUACGUCGGCUUCCCCGACGCCGCGGGUCAGCCGCUCAGGCAGCUGCGUGGCUUCGAGAAGGUGCACUUGGCGAAGGGCGAGACGGCCAAGGUCACGUUCGAGCUCAGGAGGAGGGAUCUCAGCUACUGGGAUGUUGAGGCGCAGAACUGGGCGGUUGCGAGCGGCACGUACACCUUCUGGGUUGGUGCCAGCAGCAGGGACUUGAAGAGUUCUGCUGAGGUGACGAUUUAA
Molecule: messenger RNA, 2364 nt
Organism: Lasiodiplodia theobromae
Lineage: Eukaryota; Fungi; Ascomycota; Dothideomycetes; Botryosphaeriales; Botryosphaeriaceae
Product: Beta-glucosidase d
Exons: 5
Coding region: 1-2364 (787 amino acids)
Biological process (GO): glucan catabolic process
Molecular function (GO): beta-glucosidase activity
Source: RefSeq, a predicted model, not a curated record